CUAAAGGUAUACCAUUUCUCACAGCCAAAAGAAAAGGUUUCGUGAAAUUUCCAGCCGAGGGAAGGGAAGAGAAGAGGAGAGAGUUCUCUAUUGAAAUGGCGGCGGUGAGAGGAGCUCUGCUAAAGCACCUGAGGGUCAACGCUACACCCCUGCCUCUGCUCCGUUACCCCAAAACUACCCCUAACGGGAUCUUUAAUAUUACCUUCAACGCCAUACGCCGUUUCUCCGACGAGGUCAUGGGCUCAUUCCUCGACAAGUCGGAGGUAACCGAUCGCGUUGUCUCCGUCGUCAAAAACUUUCAGAAAGUUGAUCCUUCCAAGGUUACCCCAGAUGCCCAUUUUCAAAAAGAUCUCGGGUUAGAUAGUUUGGACACUGUGGAAGUUGUGAUGGCCCUUGAAGAAGAAUUUGGGUUCGAGAUACCUGAUAAUGAGGCAGACAAGAUCAGCACAAUCAAUCAGGCUGUUGAGUUCAUUGCUUCUCACCCUCAGGCGAAGUAGAUAAGAAAAUUAUGAUAUUCUGCUUUUUGUUAUUCUUUAUUUUCACUUUGUUCACCUGAGACAUGAAAUCUGAAACUGCAUUGGAUAAUUCCCUAAUCACAUGGCAUUGGCAAAUGCUUUUUGUAUCCGACUGAUUAGUGUUUUUGAUAUUUACUGCUUUGGACGCUGCUGUUCCAAAUCAUAAAAAUGAAACAAUUUGGUGAGAAGUGCUGUUUCU
Molecule: messenger RNA, 714 nt
Organism: Hibiscus syriacus
Lineage: Eukaryota; Viridiplantae; Streptophyta; Magnoliopsida; Malvales; Malvaceae
Product: acyl carrier protein 2, mitochondrial-like
Exons: 2
Coding region: 96-497 (133 amino acids)
Biological process (GO): fatty acid biosynthetic process
Cellular component (GO): mitochondrion
Molecular function (GO): phosphopantetheine binding; acyl binding; acyl carrier activity
Source: RefSeq, a predicted model, not a curated record